AUGGAUUUUCUCAAAGAGUUUUUUGAUUUCAAGCCUCCAAAAGAUAACAAGAUAUGUGGUAUAUGUAAAUCUUGUGGUAAAACUUAUGUGGAUAAAUUUGGUUCAACAGGAAAUUUUCAUAAACAUCUCAAACGUGCACAUGAUGAUGAAUACAAAAAAGCCAAAUUUCCAAAUUAUACUAAACCCACCGAAGAUACAGGUGAUGUUGCGGAAAAUUCGACAAACAACAACGAUAAAAUUAAUCAAACUAUUCUCGAAGAAUUAAUUGUGAAGUGCAAUUUGCCUUUAUCAAUAGCUGAAUCUCGUGGCUUUAGAAACUUUAUGAGAAUACUUGCUCCAAAAUGGAAAAAUACGUCGUCUCGUUACUAUACCAAAGUAUUAAUACCGUCUUUGAUGAAGAAUAUAGAAGACAAAAUAAAAAAUUUGCUCCAUGAUGUCAAACAUUUAACAAUUACCAUUGAUCUUUGGACAGAUAGGCGGGGAAGAUCUUUUGUUGGUGUUACAGGUCAUUUUCUUGAUUCGCGCAGUGUUCCACAAGCUCUUCUUUUGGAUUUUUUACGCUUCAAAGGUGCACAUACUGCGGAGAAUAUCCAUAAUAUCACGGAACAAAUACUGGACAAAUUGGAGAUCAAGGAUAAAGUGUUUCGUAUUGUGACAGACAACGCUGCUAACAUGAUAAAAGCAUAUAAAUUUGGUUUGAAUGUGGUGGAAAAUCAUGGACAUGUUUUACAAGAUGAUAGUGAUCAACAGCAAGAUGAUAGUUCAUUCGAUUUUAUCACUGAUGAUCUUAUGACGUCAAAUGAAUGGACUUUAAUUGAUUGGUGUGAUAGUGGCAAAGAUUCCGUUGACAUAGAUACUGACUGCCCAAUACGUGUAUCCUGUUUUGCACACUCGCUCCAAUUAUCUAUUCGAGACGGACUGAAAAAUUCUCCUUUCCUAUCGAAGUCAUUAGCAAAAUGCAUCAAGUUGGCUCGACGAUCUCAUAAGUCAACCAAAGUAGCGGAACUUCUUGAGGAUGUUGGAAAGACAAUAAAACGAUCAAAUAUGACAAGGUGGAGUUCUGAAUACUCGUUGAUCAAAUCAAUUAUAGCUUUAGGGAAAAAAACUAUUGAUGAAAUUACGGAUGUUAUCGAUAGUAGUGACUUUAAAUUCAAUAGUAAUGAUUUUAUUGUAUUGCAAGAAGCAAUAGACAUUUUAGAACCGUUUGCUGAAAUAACCAGCCGUGUUCAAUCCGAAUCAAUUGUUACUGCUAGUCUUGUGGUUCCAUCAAUUGUUCAUAUUAUCGAUCAUCUGAAGAAUAUAAAACCAAAUAUUCAAUUUUUGAAAAAAAUGUGCACUCAACUUGAGACUUCUGUCCAUACAAGAUUUGCUGGUAUCACGAAACGAUUAACACAGCAAAUAGUUUCUACGGACGAUCCUUUUUCGGAUCCACUUUACUUUGUUUCUGCUGUUUUGGAUCCUGAAUUUAAGUUUUAUUGGCUCGGUCAGAUGGAUUACAAGCCAGCGGUAGAAACACAGAUGAAACAAUUACUGAUUCAAUUGAUAUUAAAUGAAUGCGAUACAAAUGAUAACAUAUCGUUUGAUGAUACACAAGGUUCACAGUUGUCACCAUCAAAAUACAUUUCAAAUAGUUAUACAACACAAGCAGUUGAUACAUCAAUCAUUAAAAAGCGAAAGUUAUUCCAAUACGAUGAUCAUCACGGCCUCUCACCCGAAUCAAAAGUGAAUCCUUUGAGCGAAAUUAAUGCAUAUAUAAAUGAUCCAGUACGAUCCAAAUUUUCGUCAUACUGGAAUAGGUCGCAAUUACAUUCGUUAAAAGUUGUGGUUGAACGAAUAUUUUCUGUGCAAGCAUCUUCAGCACCUAUUGAAAGAGUUUUCAGCCAAGCAGGUAUUGUUAUGUCUCCAAGACGAACAUCGAUGCAAGAAGAAGUUUUUAGAAGUUUAGUCUUUUUACGUGUGAAUCAAGACUUCAUCUAA
Messenger RNA from Adineta ricciae, 1977 nucleotides. Lineage: Eukaryota; Metazoa; Rotifera; Eurotatoria; Adinetida; Adinetidae. The record is from the annotation of a GenBank genome assembly.